Python bivittatus (Burmese python) is the source of this 300-nucleotide messenger RNA. Lineage: Eukaryota; Metazoa; Chordata; Lepidosauria; Squamata; Pythonidae. The record is from RefSeq and is a predicted model, not a curated record.
AUGAAGGCAGAGGUCCCGGGCGCCCAGUAUGAGCUGAAGGACAGUCCCGGCGUCCAGCCCCCGGCCUUCCCGCCCCCUCACCCCGCCUUCUACCCCUACGGGCAGUACCAGUUCGGCGACCCGUCCAGGCCCAAGAACGCCACCCGCGAGAGCACCAGCACGCUGAAGGCCUGGCUGAACGAGCACCGGAAGAACCCCUACCCCACCAAGGGGGAGAAGAUCAUGCUGGCCAUCAUCACCAAGAUGACCCUCACGCAGGUCUCCACCUGGUACGCGAGCGCCCGCCGGCGCCUCAAGAAG